AAGCCCCUCCAUCAGGACUCACCCUGUUUUCCCCCCAAAACUAUUUAGCGUAUCCUUUCACGAGGACUACGCAGAUCCAGAGGCAGCCAAAUGACCGUAAUCAAUUGAGGCGGCCGGUGUGUGUCUGUGGCGCUGAUGAUGUGGAGGUCUGCGAUCAGAGGGCUGGUGUCUGAUGAGUGAAGGGGGGGCAUCGCGGCGCUGCUGACUGUCCACAAGUCCAUGGUCAUUGGGCGAAAGGGAGUUCUGGUCACCAAUAAUAAGGACUCCACGGUGGCGGCAAGAGCCCGGACCACCAUUAGCUAGCUGUCUGCAGCCCGCUCCGCGCCGCAGGUUUGAAACCCACACCAAUCGCGACUCGGACUCGGACCCGCGCGGCGUCUCCCGGCCGUUCACAAUCCCUCUCUCUCUUUCUUUCUUUUUCCUUUCUUUCUUUCUCGCUCUUGCUCUUUCUCUCCCUCCAUCUCUUUUCUCUUUCUAUCUCUUAACCACAAACCAAACCAAGCGAGGUAGAGGAGGACGAAGGAGCAGAAGGUUUAUUUUAUUUUAACCCCGGGAGAGGAGAAAGAAGAAGAAGAAGAAGAAGAAGAAGAAGAGGAGAGAAUCAGGAGGAGUGGGGAGUAUGGAGGUGCGGUACGGGCAGGAGAGAGACACUAUGGUGCUGAAGAGCGUCCUGAAGGAGGGGAAGGAGGGCAAGGAGACGACGGGAAGCCUCUCCAAGAGCCUCCUGAAGGAGCCGCAGGAUUCCUUUUCUGGCUCCGGGACGGGGGAGAGCUGCGAAAACACCCGGGGGGGCACAGGAGACCCUGACUACUGCCGACGCAUCUUGGUCCGAGAUGCAAAGGGCUCCAUCAGGGAGAUCAUCCUGCCCAAAGGUCUGGACCUGGACCGGCCCAAGCGCACGCGUACCUCCUUCACGGCGGAGCAGCUCUACCGUCUGGAGAUGGAGUUCCAGCGGUGCCAGUACGUGGUGGGCCGCGAGCGUACCGAGCUGGCCCGCCAGCUCAACCUGUCUGAGACCCAGGUGAAGGUAUGGUUCCAGAACCGGCGCACCAAGCAGAAGAAGGACCAGGGCAAGGACUCAGAGCUGCGGUCGGUGGUGUCGGAGACAGCCGCCACCUGCAGCGUGCUGCGGCUGCUGGAGCACGGCCGGCUGCUCACCCCCCCGGGGCUCCCGGGCCUGAUGCCCCACUGCGGAGGCCCCGGCGGCGGCGGCGGAGGUUCCCUGGGGGCGGCGCUCAGGGGCCCCUCCCUCAGCGGCAACGGGGGCCUCCUGGGCGGGGGUGGAGGAGGCCUGGGAGGAGGCGGUGGGAGCGCGCGGGCCGCCGGCGGGAGCCCCCCGUUGCCCGUGGUCAGCAGCUCGGGUACGGUGGUGGGGGGCGGCGGUGGGGGGGGCGCGUCCACACACGGGCUCUUCAGCUUCCCCAUGCCCUCGCUGCUGGGAGGCGUGGCCGGACGCAUCGCCGGCAGCCCGCUCGCCAUGGCCGGCUCGCUGGCGGGAAACCUGCAGGAACUGUCGGCGCGCUACCUGAGCUCGUCGGCGUUCGAGCCGUACUCGCGGACCAAUGGCAAGGAGGCCUUGGACAAGAAGCUCCUGGAAUGAUCCGUGCAGCGGACAUGGACCUCGUGUUUGGGUUGUUUGGGUGGAGUUUUUGUUUAGUAUGUUUGUUUGGUUCCCCUCCCUCCCUCCCCUGCAGAAGGUUCUCUGGUGUUUGGUUUGCGAUGCUGUAGUUCCUUUGGUUCUCCUUCUGCCUGUGGUUGGUCUGUAGCGUCUUAGUGUAAUCCCCCUGCACAUCUGGCAGCACGUCCAUGAAGGAGAAAACCAUCCAGCCCCGUCCAGUCUGACACACAAAAAAGGUUUUGCACACAUAUCUUUACCCGGCAAAGGACAAUUUGUACAAAUGGUUAGAAAGACGGUUGAAGGUAAGACCCAGCUCCUCUCUUAGUUUUCCCCGCUGAAAGAAAACAACCAAAAUACAAUUGUAAGGAGGAGACGAGGUGUCUCGUCACCACACAGAGCUUCGAAGUGCAGCUUAGGACUGAAGUGGAGGGUAAGAGGAACGAUGGGGUCUUUUUCUGACCAUUUUCUGUUUUACAACUCGCUUGUGUUUGGUAGCGUUGGGUUACCGCGCUUCACCCGAAAGUCUGAAAAGAAAGCUGCGGUCUCGGCCUGGCGGACAGCCCGUGUUCCUCCACCACGGACACCCCUCUGUAUUCACAGAGAGGGAAGGCUGCGAGGCUCAGGGAGCCCCAAGCUUAACAAGCUGUGAAUGCAUUUCCUCUAGGAGCAGAUGUCCCUCCGCAGUGGACCAGGAGCUCGACUGCAGAACACGACCGCACAACACAAUUGAUGUCAUGCAGUAAAUAAUGGUUUGAUUGUUCAGUGUUUGUUGUUUUCUAAAUGGCUUGGUGAUGAUUUCCCCAGAGAUAUUUUUUUUUUUCUUGGCAGUCUUGAAUUUGUUGACACUCAUGUCUUUAAAGAUGCAGUAUUUGACUGUUUUUGUCUGUGGAUUUUGAUACCAGAGUGAGUUGAAUUGGUUUUGUCUGUACAGUUUUUACUCCUCGCGGGUUUUGAACGCUACAGAGGGGUUGGAUUCAAAGAGCAUCAGGAUGAAGAUAAGAAGCUUUAAUACCUGAUUGCUAAUUUAGGACAACGUCUUAACCCUUCUACCCAGCGAGAGAUUUAAAGACAGACGCAUGAAGAGACUUAAUGGAAUUAUUGUCGUAUAAAAUAACUAAAAAUGAGAAAUGUACCUUAAAUUUGUUAUUUUAUUGUAAAUUAUUCAGUUAUGUAAUUAAAUAGAUUAUUAGUAUAUCUGGUAAAUAACGAAUGAAUGUAUGAAUGUAUUGAAAGAGUGACGAGCCAAUCCGAGCUCUUGGGUGCUGUGGUUGUGACAUACGUUGAAUUUGUGGAAAGUGCGGUACAAAUGUGCAUAUAUAUGAUGUAUAUGGCAACAGACAAAGCCAUGAACGUGUCUGUGUUUUUCCUUUUAUUACUUACAUGUCUCUAUAUUGAUCAUUUUAUGAUAAAAUCAUUACACC
Molecule: messenger RNA, 3039 nt
Organism: Gadus morhua (Atlantic cod)
Lineage: Eukaryota; Metazoa; Chordata; Actinopteri; Gadiformes; Gadidae
Gene: vax1
Product: ventral anterior homeobox 1
Exons: 3
Coding region: 620-1600 (326 amino acids)
Biological process (GO): brain development; central nervous system development; regulation of transcription by RNA polymerase II
Cellular component (GO): nucleus
Molecular function (GO): DNA-binding transcription factor activity, RNA polymerase II-specific; RNA polymerase II cis-regulatory region sequence-specific DNA binding
Source: RefSeq, a predicted model, not a curated record